Molecule: messenger RNA, 1662 nt
Organism: Capsella rubella
Lineage: Eukaryota; Viridiplantae; Streptophyta; Magnoliopsida; Brassicales; Brassicaceae
Product: serine/threonine-protein kinase Nek5-like
Exons: 8
Biological process (GO): protein phosphorylation
Molecular function (GO): protein kinase activity; ATP binding
Source: RefSeq, a predicted model, not a curated record
UCCAAUAUUUUCCUGACAAAAGAUCAAGAUGUCCGGCUUGGGGACUUUGGCCUUGCCAAGACUUUGAAAGCGGAUGACCUAACUUCCUCGGUUGUUGGAACUCCAAACUACAUGUGCCCGGAACUGCUUGCUGAUAUCCCUUAUGGUUUUAAAUCAGAUAUCUGGUCGCUAGGCUGUUGUAUAUAUGAGAUGGCUGCGUAUCGGCCUGCUUUCAAGGCUUUUGACAUGGCAGGGCUUAUAAGCAAGGUUAAUCGCUCCUCAAUUGGCCCAUUGCCUCCGUGCUAUUCACCAUCUUUAAAAGCACUCAUCAAGGGGAUGCUAAGGAAGAACCCUGAGUAUCGGCCAAACGCCUCCGAGAUUUUGAAGCAUCCUUAUUUGCAGCCAUAUGUUGAGCAGUACCGUCCAACUCUUUCUGCAGCGUCUAUAACUCCAGAAAAGCCUCUUAAUUCUCGCGAGGGCCGGAGGAGUAUGGCUGAAAGUCAGAACAGUAAUAGUUCAAGUGAAAAAGACAACUUCUACGUGAGUGACAAAAAUAUCCGCUAUGUGGUUCCAAGUAAUGGUAAUAAAGUCACUGAGACAGAUUUAGCUUCUAUCGAUGAUGAUGACAUCCUUGAGCAUGUGCAACAACCAGCUGAAAAUGAUAAUGUCCAGAGUGUUUCAGCAACGAAACCAGAUGGCCAUGGGAUUUUAAAGCCCGUACACAGUGACCAGCGACCAGACAUUAUUCAACCAAGGCACCCAAAAACUAUCAGAAACAUCAUAAGAACGUCUUUAAUAGCGCAGCAGUCAAGACAAUUAGGAGCAGAAAUUCCAAAUAUGGCAGCCAAGGACACCAUGAAGCUACAUCCAUCUGUUCCAUCAGAGUCUGAAACUAAUUCUCAUCAGUCUCGUGUCCAGACUUCUCCUGUGAUUGCGCCCGAGCCAAAGAGAACCUCUGUCGGAUCUUCCAAAGGAAUGCAGAGUGAAAGCAGCAACUCUAUCUCAUCUUCAUUGUCCAUGCAGGCAUUUGAGCUGUGUGAUGAUGCUUCCACCCCAUAUAUCGACAUGUCAGAACAUACAACUCCUGAUGACCACAGAAGAUCCUGUCACAGUGAAUACUCAUCGUCAUUUCCAGAAGAUAUGAUGAUCCGCAGAGAAGAACACAGCACCAGUAUGCGGCUGACCGAAAUUCCUGACACUGUUUCCGAUGUUCAAAACAACAUUGCCUAUCAUCAUCCAGAAGGAAGCUCGCCCACUCUGCAGAAAGAUGAUAGCCCUGCAACAAUACAGAGCUACGAGCCUAACGCAUCACAACGACACCACAAUGAUGACAAAUUCACAGUCAAAGAAUUUGUCUCCUCUAUUCCCGUAGCUGCACCAAUGCCUUUGCAUGUUGGGCCAUCCCACCAAAUGAAUUCCCACUCUGAUAACAAAACAAGCUCCCACCAAGUGAGUUCCCACUCAGAUAACAAAACAAACUCCCACCAAGUGUGUUCCCACGCAGAUAACAAAAGAGGCAUUGUGUCUCAGAAAUCAGCUCUUGAGAAUAAAGACAAUCCUUCCCAUCCUCAUCCAGUUGUUGACGAUUUCAUACAUGUUAUCCACCACAACAGUUACCGUGUAGGGAGUGACCAACCAGUCAUGGAAAGUGUUGAAGUCGGUGUACAGACCGUCGACAUGGGG